Messenger RNA from Pelecanus crispus (Dalmatian pelican), 913 nucleotides. The record is from RefSeq and is a predicted model, not a curated record. NCBI's taxonomy places the organism in Eukaryota, Metazoa, Chordata, Aves, Pelecaniformes, Pelecanidae.
AUGUCUGCUCACCUUUUGCAGGAGCUGCUCACGUGCUGUGAAGAAGGUAAAGGUGAGAUUAAGGAUGGCCUGGAGGUGAUGCUUAGUGUGCCAAAGCGAGCCAAUGAUGCCAUGCACCUCAGCAUGCUGGAAGGCUUUGAUGAAAAUAUAGAAUCUCAGGGAGAGCUCAUCCUUCAAGAAUCCUUCCAAGUAUGGGACCCCAAAACUCUAAUUCGAAAGGGAAGAGAGAGGCACCUUUUCCUUUUUGAGAUGUCCUUGGUUUUCAGUAAAGAAGUGAAGGACUCCAGCGGAAGGAGCAAGUACAUUUACAAGAGUAAACUGUUCACUUCUGAACUAGGUGUCACGGAACAUGUAGAAGGAGAUCCCUGCAAGUUUGCUCUAUGGGUUGGAAGGACACCAACUUCAGACAACAAAAUUGUUCUCAAGGCAUCCAGUAUAGAGAAUAAACAGGACUGGAUCAAACAUAUCCGGGAAGUGAUACAAGAAAGGACCAUUCAUCUGAAAGGAGCAUUGAAAGAGCCAAUCCACAUUCCCAAAACUGCACCAACAACAAAACAGAAAGGAAGAAGAGACGGUGAGGACCUGGACAGUCAGGGAGAUGGUAGCAGCCAACCUGAUACUAUUUCAAUUGCCUCACGAACGUCACAGAACACGCUAGACAGUGAUAAGUUGUCUGGUGGGUGCGAGCUGACAGUGGUAAUCCACGAUUUUACUGCCUGCAACAGUAAUGAGCUGACAAUCCGCCGUGGGCAGACGGUGGAGGUCCUGGAGAGGCCCCAUGACAAGCCUGACUGGUGUCUGGUUCGAACCACAGAUCGGUCCCCAGCUGCAGAAGGCCUGGUCCCCUGCGGGUCCCUCUGCAUCGCGCACUCUCGCAGUAGUAUGGAGAUGGAGGGGAUUUUUAACCACAAAG